Messenger RNA from Acanthamoeba castellanii str. Neff, 2079 nucleotides. RefSeq lists its product as uncharacterized. The record is from RefSeq and is a predicted model, not a curated record. Bases 1 to 2079 code for a protein of 692 amino acids. Lineage: Eukaryota; Discosea; Longamoebia; Acanthamoebidae. The transcript is spliced from 9 exons.
AUGGGGGGCGGCACGGAGGAGCCCGUGCCAGAGCACGACCCUUUUGACGUCCCUCAGCGCCGCGAGGUGCGCUCGCCCAGGUCGCGCGGCGCGGGCAACAGCGGCGAGGAGGAGGAGCAGUUCGAGGAGAACGUCAAGGAGGCGCACGACAUCAUCGCCCAGCUGGAGACCCUCGUCAACAAAAUGGAGACCAAGCGCCACACCAAGCGGCGCACCGCAAGAGCCAGCCGCUCGCGCGACUCCACGCCCGCCGACAGCAAGGCGCACAUCAACGCCAACCGAGGCAGCAGCAGCGAGGGCAAGGGCAAGGAGCGGCAGGGCAAGCCCUACGCUGUCAGCCCUUCGGCGCUGCUGGGGGGUGGUAGCCGAGGCACCACCACCACCAUCACCACACAGACCAGCGGACCCAAGCUCAUCUCCCUCCCGCCCGGCGGUGCCGACAAGCCGAUCGAGUUGAACGGCAUGCGCUACAACCCGGACAGGAAGGUGUGGGAGGGCGGCAAGGAACUGAGCCCUGACGACGACGGCGCUUUCGAGAGCGACGAUGAGAGUCAGGGUGCGAGCAACAGUGGCAACAAGAGCAACCUCUCGAUCGACGCGCACCACCGCCAGCCGCUGCGCAAGUCGUCGCCGCACAAGGCCGCGCGGGCGCUGCGCGAGGAGGACUACGUGCUCGAUGACACGGGCGAGUGGAUCAAGCGGGACCUGGUGGAGCCCACCGAGAAGGAGAAGUCCCAGCCGCGGCUCUUCCUCAUUCGCUACCUCAACCCGACCAACCCCGUGGCCGCCAGCAAGAUGGCCGGCGACAUGCGCCUGGUGGACGGCAGGUGGGUGAAGGCGAGCGAGGAGGAGAACGACGACAUGGACGCCUUCGGCGACGACGAAGAGCUCCAGAAGUGGGGCGAGACGGAUACCUACUUUGCCGAGCUGCCCAAGGAAUUCGACCUGGGCGAAGACACCCUCAAUCAGUGGCGGCGGCGUCAGGAGGAGCACCAGAAGGAGAUGGGCUGCUGGACGGCGCCCGAGAAGGACCCCAAGCGGUUCCUGCUCGACGGGCUGCGCCAGAUGUACAUCAUCCGGGUGGUGGACCAGGCCAACACCAAGGGCCGCGCGUGGCGGAAGGCCAACUCGUCGCCGGCCAAGUUCCCGGCGCCGGUCACCGUCGCCUCGGCCGUGCGCGUCGCCGCCCGACAGAACUCGGGCAUCCCCACCAAGCUGGACAAGUUCAAGGACGACAGCGACAGGUUCGACCAGGACCUCGAGUUCGACGACGGGAAGCAGCUCUCGCCGCGGCGCCGAGAGGCACGCACGGACGACAGUGAGGAGGACGGCUUUGGCGAGGUUUCGCCGCCGGCGUCGGACAGCGACCGCGAGGACUGGGGCGACGACUUUGACAGCCCGCUGGCCAACAAGAAGCUGGGCGCGCCAGCGAUGGCCGCCUCCCGAUCAUUCGAGGGCAUCGAGAUCGGCGACGACGACGAUGAAGACGAUGACGACGACGUCAUGGAGAUGGACGAUGACGCCGGCGUUGACGCUCGCCAAGCCAACCAGCCGCAGCUGGAGGGGGCCGAUGAUGAUGAGGACUGGGGGGACGACAAGGUCACCUCGCGACUGCCCGGCGUGAUGAGCAUCGGCGAUGACGAUGACGAGGGCGACGACGAAUUCGAGGAGCUCAACACGCAUAACAACAGCAGCAGCAAGCAGAAGGUGGGUGCCAACGCUGACGAUGACGACGACGACGAAGAUUGGGGCAUGGACGACGUGGACGAUGAUGACGGCGGAGACAAUGGCAAGGCGCCGGCGCUCAACAAGCCGCGGCAGGUGAAUCAGGUGGUGAAGAAGCUGCUGGGCGGCAUGGUGAUGACGGAUGACGCGGAGGAGGAAGACGACGACGACGAUCUUGUGAUCAGCGACGGCGAAGAUGAUGCGGCGGUCGCGAGGAACGGACAGUCGCGACCGCUGUCGCGGCAUCUCUCGGAGCCCUUCACCAACGACCACGAAGUCGAGGAUGACUUGAUGAUGCACAACGUGGGCGGGAUCAUCAACAGCGACGCCCGCAGGUUUCUCAACCGCAAAUGA